AGACGGAUAGCUCAACAGAGACGGCAAUAUACUUCUUCGGAGAAGUCCUGCAAAUAGAGAAAGAGCUCAAAAACUCUCUGCUUUCCGGGAAGCACCAUCUUUCUCAGAUCCGAAGGAAGAAGAUGCAGAUAUUCGUGAAAACUCUAACAGGGAAGACCAUCACCCUCGAGGUGGAAAGCAGCGACACCAUAGACAAUGUCAAAGCUAAGAUUCAGGACAAAGAAGGCAUACCUCCUGAUCAGCAGCGGUUGAUUUUUGCUGGAAAACAACUAGAAGAUGGCCGAACUCUUGCAGAUUAUAACAUCCAAAAGGAGUCGACCCUUCACCUGGUUCUAAGGCUCAGGGGAGGCACCAUGAUCAAGGUGAAGACUCUAACUGGAAAAGAAAUUGAAAUUGAUAUUGAGCCGACUGAUACCAUUGACCGUAUUAAGGAACGAGUUGAGGAGAAAGAAGGAAUCCCCCCAGUGCAACAAAGGCUUAUUUACGCAGGAAAGCAGCUGGCAGAUGACAAGACUGCCCGUGAUUACAACAUUGAGGGUGGUUCUGUGCUUCAUCUUGUGCUGGCACUGAGGGGUGGCGGUUUCUAGAUUGUGUUUACUAGAUUUAGAGAAAAGAACAGCCAUGUAGACAUUUUGUAUUGCAUAAACCAAAUGAAUUUGCAUUUUAAGGAAAGAAGAGCUAAUUUCCUUAAGAUAUGGAUAUUCUGUUUAACUAGCUCAUGCAUCUGCUUUCAACCAUUUUAUUUUGUGCCAUCAACCAAGCAUUUUGUGAAUCAUGAACGUCUCAGUCUUGCAAAUAAAAUGAUUUGAACUUG
Molecule: messenger RNA, 814 nt
Organism: Rubroshorea leprosula
Lineage: Eukaryota; Viridiplantae; Streptophyta; Magnoliopsida; Malvales; Dipterocarpaceae
Source: the annotation of a GenBank genome assembly